AAACCGAUCCAUUUCUUUGAUUAAAGUUGAAGUUAGAAUGCCGCUGUGUGAACUAACCAACAUUUCAGUUAUUUCGAUCCAGUGGACAAAAUAAGUCGCCUUGUCGUUAAAGCGGACAUGAUGAAAACGCUUUUCACCUCAGGACUCAGAGGCAGAAACAGCUGGGUAUGUUCUUGGAGAUGGAGAUGGUCCACACCGGUGGCCUCCAGUGGUAUACAGCGCAAACUCACAAAGGUAGCAGAGUAAAACAUCUGAAGAAAUAUAAAAGAAUCAUUGUGUGACCGACUCUUGCUCUAGCAAACCACUUCAGAAGAGCCUCUGUUUCAGAGCGAGGAGCUUCCUUGAGAAGAGGGAACACGUAUGCAGUUAUUAUGAAUGAUUUCGUUUUCUAAGCAGAAUGGGUAGUGGCAAAAAGAGGAAACCACACUGAUUCAAGAUCCAAGAUGAUUCAAUCCUGGAAAUACUACGAAAGUUUCAAAAAAGUGAAUAAAAUAAACAGAACAAAGAAAUACGCUGUAAGCUGAAUGGAAGCUAUUUUAGACUCUAUUUCUAGAUCUUUAAUCAUCUAAUGAAUAUUUAGUUUUCUUAUAUUGUUAGCUUUCUGAAAUUAGCUGGUAUAGGCAAUGAAUUGACUCACAUUAUGAGUGCCAUUGUCUUCAACAGGUAUUUUUGUCAAGCUUUUAAUGUUCGAAAUAUCAAGCAUCAAUCUAUGCACUUUCUGUUUUUUCUAAAGGGUAGAUUUGACGUUUGGAUUUAAAUGCCUGCUUUUUUAUCGUUACACAAAUCAAGAAAAUAUUACAAUAUCAUAUAUUUGUCCUCGCCUCUGCAUCCCGCCACAUUUUAACCGUGAACCUUCUCAUUGUUUUUGAUAGCAUGUUUAUAAUUCUUUGAUAACGGAAUGCACAUAUCUAACAUUCUCAUUCCAGAAUGAUUUAAAAUUUCAAAUACACGUUUGAACUAUACUAUACCAACGACUGCAGAGACUACACUUGGAACUACUAUUUUACAUUUUUAAUAAUUGUUUAUCUUGCUCUUGAGUGAUUCUACUGACGGGAAGCCGCGUCUAAACUCAGUGAACUUUUAUUUUGACGUGAAGUGAUUGUCCUUCUUUGACAGUGUUGUUUAAUGUCAUGAGUCAAGAAAUGACCCGCGAACUGAACUGACUGUAGCCUGCGCCUCGGUCCGCACUCGGCAUGGCGCUGCAGAGUCCCACCGCUGGCUUAAAAACCAUAACUGGUUACAUUUUACCAGAACACCACGCCGUGCAGACAAACCAAGAAGACGUUUCAGAAAGCGAGGAUGAAGAAGAGGAAGCACAGCCCGAGUUUCUCGACAUGAAAGAGAUGGAUUCGGUUUCGUCCGGGGGGUGCAUGUUCAAAUCUUCCGUGCCAGCGUCAAAACAAGUGCAAUUGAUGACCGGUAAUAAGACGUAUUGGGUUGACGGCCGUUUUCCUCUCCAUGAUCCCUGGUGGGAGGUUACCUGUACAAUUCGUCAAGGCCGACACAAAAAUUUCAUCAAAGGCUACCCCUCCUACAGGCUCCGUACUGAUCUGGGAGGAGAGGGCCGGCCACUCAUGUCUCUCUUUCUUAAAGCAUGUAGGGCAGAACCUGACUUUGUUAACAUGCUCAUGGAGUGGUUGCCCAAGGACAGAUAUGUGGAGCUUGUGACUGUGCUGGACGUCCUGCAGGAUUUCGAAGAUUCAUCUCCCGGGAAUAAAGCUGUGGCUGAACAGCUCAAGUCAAAUGUCAAACGCUCAGAGGCUUGGACACACGUGAGAGUUGCCAGCUUGUACCCUGAAAUCAUGAAAUACUUACCAACAUUGCUGCCAGGCCAGUUUAAGGACAUUAUGAACAAGGGAACGAUGGAAAACGUGCCAGAAACUUCCGAUCGUGAUGGUUCUACUGCACAAGAACGAAACAAUACAAAUACAUUGGCCGAACUUGAGGAGCUCAUUAAAACUGAUGCAUGGAAGCUGGGCUUUAAUUACAUCAUGUUUAAAGAAUUACAUCUGGUCCGAUGUGAAGCACAUAUGGACGCGUUCAAGCUUUGUCGUUUAUUCUGGAGAUUCCCGGUGCUGCAGCGUAAUGCCUUGGUGGUGUAUACAGAACUGAAAAGACGCUGCAGGGCCGAUGGCAGCACAUACGCCAACCAGGAUCUGCUGGUAGACAAAAUACAGAAGGAGACGGGAGUUUCGGGUGCCUGGGAUGCUUUACAUUUUCUUGCGGAGCAGGGGGUGCUUAAAAGAGAAAGUAAGAGGGUGGCACUUCGGAACCUCUUUGGCUACGAGAAAGGCAUUGCUGAAUGCUUAAGAGGCCUGGUUGAGGGAGACCCCUGGAAGAUCCACUUGGACGUGAGAGAGGUGCUUCAAGAAGCUCAACUGGAUAGAUUAAGGGCGAAGGCUCGUGAAAGACACGGAAGUUCUAAGGCUGACUCAAAAAUCUCAGCCUCAGAAGCACAAAAUGACAUUGAUCAGGAGGUUAAGGCUGAGCAUGUAGAUCUUGCUUUUCCCCAGCCUGCUACUUCAAACGCUGUCCGUCACAGUGGAGAAACGCCAACAUGUGACUCUCCUCAGGCCUGUGAAAUUACAAAGCUCACCAUUAAAGAGGAAAGCGCAACUUCAGACUCGGACUCCUCGAAUGACUCCGUUGACAUUGAUCCAUCAACUAUAGAGUUAGACCCCGAUCAGGUGCGAGCAGCAGAAAUGAUGUGCGCCAACCCGGUGACCGUGAUCAGCGGGAAGGGCGGUUGUGGGAAGACCACAGUGGUCAGCCUGGUGUUUAAGGCGGCCAUGGAGCAACAGACAAGUGACAGAGAAGAGGUGUUGAAGGCCUGUGAGGACUUUCAGAAUGACUCUCAAGGCUUCAUUAAUGGGCUGCUGUCAGACGAUCACGAGGAGAAAAACGAUGAUGAAGGGAGUGACAGUGAAAAGCCUGUAGAGGUUCUCCUCACUGCUCCUACAGGAAGAGCUGCUUCACUUCUCACCAAGAGAACCGGGUUCACUUCUUAUACUAUGCACCAGGUUUUAUGGAGUUUCAUGAACACAAAAAAAGAUCCUAGUGGUAAUCCUCAGAAAUGGAAGUUCUCAAAGGUGCGGGUGCUGGUGGUCGACGAGGGGAGCCUGGUGUCUGUUCAGAUCCUUCACUCCAUUCUCAGCAUGCUUACUAAACACGCACAACUCCAGAAGUUCAUCCUUUUGGGAGAUGUGAGACAGUUGCCCAGCAUCGAGCCUGGAAACGCACUGUUCGAUCUGUUUGAAGGUCUCAGGAAGGUCCAGUGGGCCAUUGAGAUGCAGACCAACCAUCGCGCCGAGUCUGAGCUCAUCGUCAGAAACGCUGGACUCAUCUCAGAGAUGGGUAAAAAGAAACGUUACAGUCCUCUGGAGUUUGAUGCUAUUGUAAACAUGAUGAGACCUUCCAAGGUGCCAUCUGACAAAAGGUUCAUUUUUGUCCAAACAUGUGGUGAAAAGGAUAUGUUUGACCUCCAGGAUGCCAUUACAUACUUACUCAGCGAAGGUCCUGGACUGGAGGAUGAUAAAUCGUCACAGUUUGUGACUUUCAGGAGGAAGGACUGCGAUUUGAUCAACGAGCUUUGUUGCAGACAUUAUUCUAAACACAUUACAAGGACUUCCAAAAACAAACUAAACUUUCAACCAGAUGAUAAAGUUUGCUGCACUAAGAAUGGCUAUGUCAGAGACCAUGGUGAUAAGAAAGAAGUGACUUCCUUUGAUACUGCCAGAACUGUACAACAUAGCGCUCAGUCUUCCCAUGAUAAUGGCAGGAAUCAGACUCAAAAUGAACAGAUGAAAGAGAUGAAAGAGAAGAAAGAGCGACUGUGCAAUGGGGAAAUUUUCUUCAUUAAACAUGAUAAGCAGGAGGAUGAAGGAAACGGGCGUAAAAUGAUACGCUACCUGACGCUAGAUGAUGACAACGGACGCGUGCUGACUUGUAGCUACAGAGAGCUACAGAGAGAGUGUAAACUGCGCCAUGCCUGGGCAAGAACCAUUCACACUUUUCAGGGCUCAGAGGCCGAAACUAUUGUGUACGUUCUUGGAGACAGCACCGCUCAAAACUGGCAGCACGUAUACACCGCGGUAACACGCGGUCAGAAGCGCGUUUAUGUGGUGGGAAGAGAUCGUGAUAUAGAAGGAGCCAUCAAGAGAAGGAUCAUCCCUCGUAACACACAAUUGUGCCGCUUCGACACGAGUGCAGUUUACCAACAACGUCCUGAAAACGCUUCGGCUCAGCCUGCAUGCAGUCAGAUUCCAGUAGAAACUCCUGUGAACCACGGUUUCGGCCCUUCACAGUCCACACCAGUGGUCUCGCAGAGCCCUGGCCGUCAGCACUCGAAGCUUUCCAGACCUUCAUGUGUACACCAACUCUACGAGGGCGAAAACGAACAAAGCCGUCCAACAUGCAGUAUCUCUUUACAAGAUGAUGUAGCAUUCAGUCAAACCUACUCUUGGCCGACCAUGGACAGUUUCAGUGAGAACGAGAACGCAUCCGAUCGCGUUGAAAACGCAGCAGUCAGCUCUCCCUCGAAUGAGUGCAGUAGGGGCUCUAAACGGAUCGUUCCUGUGGACAUCUGCAGUACACCGACUAAACAACCAAAGCAAACCACUUCAGAAGAGUCUCCGCUGGGCAGCUCAAGACUGAAUCUUCUGUCCAUUACCAGUCCCAGCUCCAAAUCCAGCAGGCAGCUCUUUCCAGACAGUUCUUGUUCUCGCAGGGAACAGCCUUAGGGUGAUCAGUGCCAAGGACAGACAUGCCAAAGCUGGAAAGAACGUAAUUAAUGUGUUUUUGGGUUUUCUUUACAUAAUGAUUAAUAAUGAAUAAUUAGCUAAUUUCACACUUGACUUUAUUGUAUAAUAAUAAUAGUAGUAAAAAAACCAAAAAUCACCAAUAACUAUAUCCUAUUUUAUAUCGUGCCUCUAUGAAAGAGUUCCAUCAUGUACUUAGAAAAGCAUUAUUCUCAAAUCAUAUGUACUUAACAGUUAUUUAAUAGAAUGAUCAAAUCUGAAUUGUGAAGUGCCAUUUUUACCAUACUUACUCAAGAGAAUGAUAUGUAGAUCAGUGUGAAUAGGUUGUAUGUAAGUUGAUGUAAUUGAAGUCAUAACUUGUCCUUGUUUAUUACCAUAUCAUUUUAAAACAAUUUUAUAGACAUUUGUCAUAUCUUAAUACCAAAUUUGUUACGGUACAAACAUGUUGUGCAGAAUAUAUAUUUCUAAACUCCCCUUAUUGUUUAUACAGUGUAAAUCUAUUAGGGCCAGAGCAAUGUUACCUUGCUUAAUGUCUUAACAGCUGUCAAGGUGCACUUCAAUAUCUCAUUAAGGUUUAAUUGGUCGUUGUUUUGUUAUUGUUGCCAUCAUUUCAAUUUUCAUUUAAAGCCUGAAACAUGGUUUAUUUCAAAAGCUCAAUUAGACAGUUGUCUAACAAUAAAUCAGACUGAACAGUA
Puntigrus tetrazona (Sumatra barb) is the source of this 5452-nucleotide messenger RNA. RefSeq names its product helicase (DNA) B (gene helb). The transcript has 13 exons. The coding region runs from base 1194 to 4739 and encodes 1181 amino acids. The record is from RefSeq and is a predicted model, not a curated record. NCBI's taxonomy places the organism in Eukaryota, Metazoa, Chordata, Actinopteri, Cypriniformes, Cyprinidae.